Molecule: messenger RNA, 2121 nt
Organism: Acanthaster planci (crown-of-thorns starfish)
Lineage: Eukaryota; Metazoa; Echinodermata; Asteroidea; Valvatida; Acanthasteridae
Product: ras-related GTP-binding protein C-like
Biological process (GO): positive regulation of TORC1 signaling; negative regulation of autophagy; cellular response to starvation
Cellular component (GO): Gtr1-Gtr2 GTPase complex; nucleus; lysosome
Molecular function (GO): GTP binding; GTPase activity
Source: RefSeq, a predicted model, not a curated record
GACAUAUAAUGUUGCUAUACAAUGUUGUAAUUGUGUAAUCACAUGAUGCUGACAACUUGUCGGUAGAAACAUGCUUACACAAAAUGUCUUUUGAAGAGGAAGAAUUUGUUGGAGGGACUGGGUACAGUGCCCUCGUGGGGUCCUUUCCGAAAGACUUUGGCUACGGACCAGAUGACCACAAUGCAGAGGUGGGCGCUGUCGCAGCCGACAGCAAGCCGCGGAUACUGUUGAUGGGGCUCCGGAGGAGUGGAAAGUCGUCAAUCCAGAAGGUUGUGUUUCACAAGAUGUCACCAAAUGAAACACUUUUCCUGGAGAGCACCAACAAACUCGUCAAAGAUGAUAUCAACAACAGCUCCUUUGUUCAGUUCCAAAUCUGGGACUUUCCCGGCCAGAUUGAUUUCUUCGAUCCAACAUUUGACUCAGAGACAAUAUUCGGUGGAUGCGGAGCUCUCGUAUUUGUCAUCGACGCCCAGGAUGAUUACAUGGAUGCCCUGGCCAAGCUUCACAUGACCGUGUCCCGAGCCUACAAAGUCAACCCCAACAUUAAGUUUGAGGUGUUCAUCCACAAAGUAGACGGCUUGUCAGACGAUCACAAGAUAGAGACACAGCGGGACAUCCAUCAGCGGGCCAACGACGACUUGAGUGAUGCUGGGCUGAACUAUAUUCACCUCAGUUUCUAUCUGACGAGUAUCUAUGACCACUCCAUUUUUGAGGCCUUCAGUAAGGUGGUGCAGAAACUGAUCCCCCAACUCCCAACCUUGGAGAACCUGCUCAACAUUCUCAUAUCAAAUUCUGGCAUUGAAAAGGCAUUUCUUUUCGAUGUGGUCAGCAAGAUAUACAUCGCGACAGACAGCUCCCCAGUGGACAUGCAGUCAUAUGAGUUGUGCUGCGACAUGAUUGAUGUGGUCAUCGAUGUCUCCUGCAUAUAUGGUUUGACAGAUGAUGGCGACGUGGCAUAUGACACAGACUCCAGCUCCAUCAUACGCCUUAACAAUGCUACAAUUCUCUACCUCAAGGAAGUCAACCGAUUCCUCGCCUUAGUCUGCAUUCUCAGAGAGGACAACUUUGACAGACAGGGACUGAUCGACUACAAUUUCCUGUGCUUCAAGAGGGCCAUUGAAGAGAUUUUUGAGAUCCGGCAAAAGAGCCAGGGCAGCCCCGACCCAGCUGGAGCAACGGGGAUAAAAACGUUACGGUCGCUGAGCAACGAUUCCACAGAAAGCCCUCAAAUGAAUGGGCUGGUUUCGACAAAGUCAUGAAGAAUUUGUAAAUAUAGGUGCCAUUUUUUCUUUUGUUACUAUCAUCAUUUAAACUUUUUUUAGCUUGUGGAAGGAAAAAGCUGACAAACUGGACUGUAUAUGUCAGCGACCCAGGUCACUUUUGAAGCAACUGUCUGUCACCAUGCAGGAACCUCUUACAAGUUGUGACGCAAGCCUUAAUGCCAUAAGGUCCUAACUAACCAUUUCAAUGGCUCUGUUUCACAUUCAAGUGUGUCAGCUUUCCAGGUGGGGCUUGUGUUUAGUGAAUAGCGUGAGAAAUACGACUCUGGAUAACACCUCUGAUGUCUCCCAAACAACUUUUUCUUAACCUCUCACAGCCCAGUGAGACAUAUUUCCCAACCCUUCCCCCAGAUCUCAUCUGCAAAAUGAUACACUUUUCUGAAUGUGAUGUUUUACCAAAUUUCAUGUUUAAUGCAGCUGCCAAGUUUCAAUUGGGUUGAACAGAUUUUUAUGUUACUCUCAUUCAUAAUUCCCACUAUUUGCCGCGCAUAACCACUUGUUUGUGCACAGUGUUUGGAAAAAUCUAUUAUGUAUAUAUGUAAAUUAUAUGCUGCACAUAAGUAAGAACAAGCCUCUUGUUAACUUAGUAGCAAAGUUUUCUUCCUUGUAUUAUAGUGCAAGGUUUGUGUAUUGCAUUGGCAUGUAUGCCGUUCUUGAUACUAAAAGAGUGUACUAGUUGGUCCCUUUGGAAUUUGGUGAGAAUUUUCUGUCAGAUAAAUCCUUCGUGCUGUUUGUGACCACAUAUGGGGAGACCAGUUCAUAAUUGUGACGUCACUUCAGUUUAAACCACGCCCACUGCACGUGCAGAGCUCAUAGGGUUACAUGCAUUGAUCACUGUUAA